This is a messenger RNA of Ostrea edulis (European flat oyster), 6316 nucleotides long. Its product is annotated as chitin synthase chs-1-like. Bases 96 to 5147 code for a protein of 1683 amino acids. The record is from RefSeq and is a predicted model, not a curated record. NCBI's taxonomy places the organism in Eukaryota, Metazoa, Mollusca, Bivalvia, Ostreida, Ostreidae. The transcript is spliced from 17 exons. Gene Ontology annotation, molecular function: chitin synthase activity. Gene Ontology annotation, cellular component: cell periphery; cell septum.
CAUCCACAUCACCUGUACUUCCCGCUGUCAGUUUUAUCAACCAAUUUGACUUGCUUAAACCUUGUUACACCGGACCUUACAAACGUUUCAACAGGAUGGAACUACCCACAUAUCCUGGUGGACAAGUGUUUCGACCUGCAGGGAACAGAAUAUCGAGAUCUCUAAAUUCGUUGGGUUCUGAAAUGGAUAUUGGCGGACAUAGAAACCCGGCAUUUGAAGAUGAUACAUGCGAUUCCAUAGGUUCGUGUUCUAACUCCAGAGAUAGCGAUUCCUCUGACGGGAAUGACGAUAGGGACGAGACAAGUCAAAAAGUCCCAUAUCAGAGUACGAACGUACCAAGAUAUUACUCAUCAGAGAACCCUCAUGUUCCAGUCAGAUCAACAGCCAAAUGGGAUGUGUUUCAAGUGAGUUCUGAGGACAAUGUUUCCGGUUCAGGUUUGGCGUGUUGGAACGCCUGCUUCCUCAUCACCAGGACGACGUUCUGUAUUCUUCUAUUCAUCAUCGUCUGUGUGACGUCUAUGAUUUCAAAAUUGACAUUUCUUACAAUGACAGCCAAUAUCUUCCCUCCGUCUACUAAGAAUAGACUGAAAACUUUAGGAGGAACUCUGUCCUACACAGGCAGAUCCUGGAUAUACACUGAUGUUAGGUGGAUCUGGGGAGUUCUAAUCGCAAUAUCGGCACCAUACCUGUUCACAGUAUUCAAGUACACCUGGGUUCUGCUUUUUAGAAAAACCUGGCCUAUGCAGUGGCGUACUCUCUUAGCGGUAGUUUGUCUAGAAUCGCUGCAUUCCAUUGGAUUGUGUAUUUUUACUCUGGUGGUGUUACCGAGUUUCGAUCCUCUGACCGCGUGUGUUGUUUGUUUCAGUAUAUCUUUGGUUCCAGGAAUUCUUAAGGUCAUUUUCCCAUCUGGAGAGCGAAAAGACAAUGCAAGUUCUUCCAAUCACUUUUAUGGUGCUCGUAUUGUGAGUACAUUCGCCGUUCUUUGUCAGAUAGGUUCUAUAGGUUUGUGGAGCUAUUAUGUCUUUUGUUCGAAAACAUCAAAUUCUGUCCUGCUGAUGGCAUUGGCAAUUCUGUCGUCGAUUUUGGUUUCAUUUUCAUGGUGGGAAAAUUUUGUAUCACAGUCAGAAUCUUCUUCGAUGUUUUCGUUGUCCAACCUAAAGAAAAAUAUGAAAAAGGAGAGGGUGAGAAUUGGAAUCAUUUCUAAUUUAUGGAAGAUUAUACUGACAAUCGUAAUAAUGCCAAGUCUUCUGAUUGGUGCUGGAUGUGAAAAUGGAACCGCCUGUAUCAAAACAUUUUUCUUUCAUUCCGUGGGCAAAGCCGAAUUUAAUCUCACAGAUUCUACAAACUUUACCGUCGAUGGACAGUAUGGAAAAGAUUGCGUAUCAUAUUUACCAUUUAUCAUUUCGAUGGUAAAUGUUUUAUCCAACAUUAUUUGUUAUAAAUGUGUAAAAAUAGCAAGUAAGAUUAUGGCACAGAAGCUCUGUUUUGCAUUGCCAAUCAUUAUUUCCACACCGGCUGUUCUUGGUAUAUUUUUUGGAAUAUACUCCAACUCGAAACGUCUGAACGUUGGAACUGAAAAUUGCGUUAUUUUCCCUCUACCCCACUGGUUCAAUGAAAAUGCCGAUCCCUCUCUCCUGUUUGACUAUGCGGAGAAUUACUGGCCCGCACUGUUAGCCGGGUUUCUGGGGUUUCUCUCCUUCCUACUGAUUUCUAACCAUAUCUGGUCACCAAACGAGGAACGAUUGAUCACAACAGAUCGCUUAUUCGUUCGUGCUUUGUAUAGCGGUGCAUUUUUAGACCAGUCUUUGUUUCUAAAUCGAAGAAGGAUGGAUAAAGAAAUAAAACAAUCUAAACUUAAGAAAGAAAACGAGAAAGUCCCAAUUCCUGACACUAGUAAUGAUACUUCACAAGAAAAGGAUCAGUGGUCUACAUACAGAGAGAAUGAUACACCAAUGAUUUACAUGUGUGCUACAAUGUGGCAUGAAUCGGAGAAGGAAAUGGUACAGAUACUCAAGUCCAUAUUUAGACAAGACAUUGAUCAGUGUACGAGGCAACACCUACAAAGUGGGUUAGGAAUAAAGGACCCAGAUUACUAUGAAUUUCAAGCGCAUAUUUUCUUUGAUGACGCAUUUGAAUCGAGGAUGGACAGCAAAGGGAGAUACAACGUCAACACCUACGUCAAACAACUCCUCGAAUCCAUAGACAUUGCAGCAAGAUCUAUAUACUCGGCAUAUGGAAGAUACAAGUCCAUCCCCCCACCAGUUCGAACAAACACUCCCUAUGGAGGGCGUCUGCAAUGGAAACUUCCAGGAGGAAAUAGCCUGACCGCUCAUCUAAAGGAUAAAACCAAGAUACGUCAUAGAAAGAGAUGGAGUCAAGUGAUGUAUAUGUACUAUUUCAUGGCCUAUAAAUUGAUGAACAUGCCCCAAAAAUCGAGAACGCAAAAACGAACAAUUGCAGCGAAUACCUUCCUUUUGGCAUUGGACGGUGAUGUUGAUUUCCAGCCAAAGGCUGUUCAGCUCCUGGUGGAUAGAAUGCGGAAGAACCCAAAUGUUGGUGCUGCUUGUGGACGAAUUCAUCCGAUAGGAGCAGGUCCGAUGGUAUGGUACCAGAAAUUUGAGUAUGCUGUAAGUCACUGGCUACAAAAGGCAGCCGAGAACGUGUUAGGAUGCGUGCUGUGUAGUCCAGGAUGUUUUAGUCUGUUCCGUGGCUCUGCCCUUAUGGACGACAACGUGAUGGCACGAUACACUACCUGUCCCACGGAACCACAUCACUAUGUACAGUAUGAUCAAGGUGAAGACCGAUGGCUGUGUACUCUACUACUACAGCAAGGAUACAAAGUGGAGUAUGUAGCUGCUAGCGAUGCGCUGACGUAUGCCCCAGAAGGUUUCUAUGAAUUCUAUAAUCAGAGAAGGAGAUGGUCUCCAUCAACAAUGGCCAAUAUACUGGAUCUUUUGAUGGACUGGAGAAAUGUAACAAGGAACAACGAGGACAUAUCCAUGCUGUAUAUAUUAUACCAGAUGUUUUUAAUGGCCUGCUCCAUUUUGACCCCGGGGACAAUUUUCCUGAUGAUUCUCGGGGCUAUAAGCAUGGCGUUUCCUGCUAUUCCGCCGUCUGCUGGGAUGAUCAUCAAUCUUGCGCCUGUGAUGGGAAUGGUUAUACUGUGCUUUAUUGCUAAAUCAGAAACUCAAUUGGCCUAUGCUGCUGUUGUCUCGACUUUCUACUCCUUGCUGAUGAUGGUGGUGUUGGUGGGACUUAUGGUGGAGGCUGUCACAGCCGGGUUCUGUUCCGUCACUACCUUGUUUCUCGUGUUUGUUGUUGGAGUUUUCUUUGUCUCGGCCGUUAUUCACCCUCAGGAAUUCUUUUGUGUCCUCCAUGGUUUCCUUUACUUCCUCUCCAUUCCAUCGAUGUCCAUGUUGCUGAUGAUCUAUUCGCUCGGUAACCUGCACGUGGUGUCUUGGGGAACACGGGAAACAAAGGAAAUAGAACCACAACAAACAGCAAAAUCGGUCAACAAGGAGCCUGAUAAAAACAAAUCUCAAAGAAUUUUGGAAUCUCUUGGGUUUGGUACCAAUGAUAGAAAAUCAGAUUAUCUUUUUUCCUGUGGAAAUUUCAUAAGAUGUUGCCCAACCCGGAGAUCGGAUGAAAGGUUAUUCAACAUUCUACUAGACAGACUUGAUGACAUAGAAGCUCAGAUCAAGCAAGACUCACAAAAUCCGGAACCAGAGGAAGAAAGGCCUGCAGAAAUACUUCAUUUUACGAAACAGGAAGCUUUGAUUGACGGAGCAGUGGAGAGAAGUAACCCCGUUUUUCAUGACGAAAUAAAACCUGAAAACGACGAACAUGCGUCUUGGAUAAAUGAUGAGGAUUUAAAAAACGGUGCCAUUGAUUUGCUACAAAACGAAGAAAUAGAAUUUUGGCAAGAAUUUAUAGAAAAGUAUCUAAAGCCGCUGAAUCAUGACAAAGAGCACCAAAAACAGAUGCAUCAAGGUCUUAUAGAGCUCAGAAACAAAGUAUGUCUUGCAUUUCUGUUGAUGAAUGCCCUUUUUGUGACGAUUGUGUACGUAUUAACAGAAGUCAAUUCUAGUACUCAUCAAACCCUUUCCAUCAAACUUCCCUGCACUGUAUCAGAAGGACGACCCGGAAGAGGAUAUAUCGAACCGAUAUCAUUUGCAUUUACUGCCAUAUUUGGUAUCAUGCUGCUUUUACAAUUUAUAUGUAUGCUUAUGCAUCGUAUGUCGACAUUUAUCCAUAUCGCUGCUUCUACAAAUUUUGAUUUGAAGAAAAAGCUAUUUGAUGGAUUUAAUUCCGACGAACAAAAGCCACAAGUUAUCGGAGUAGAAGACGGGUUGGAAAUCGUGAAAGCACUGCAGACGGAGAAGGACGAUGACAAUAUAUCUGUAGCUUCCCAAGAAACUUCUUACAGCGAAGACUCCUACACGCAUUCUGGGAAUAGAACCAGAGAGAUGUGGAAAAAAUACACAAGACGAUUACGAGAAAAAACCAGUACUCAACCCCAAGAAUUACGUUUGAAUUUUGCAAAAAAUUUAGAGAAGCUAAGCAACGCUCUAGAUGAAGGGGAUAACGCAAGUACUAGGGGGAUACAAGAGGAAAGUAAUGCUAGCAUUAACGACGAGAAAAUCUCGAAUGUUCAGAAAGUGUUCAGAAAUCGGUUUAAUACGAAGACACUACAAGCUGUAAGAACGAUAGCAGAAACUGAAGGUAAAGCUCAAGAUAUCAAAAGACGAGCCACAGCUUUGAAGCAAAAGGACAAAAUUAAGAGUCGGUGGAAUGAAAUAAGAGAAAAAACAAAACUUCAACUGGAAGCUGAAAACGGAGAACGAAAUGGAAGGACAAGCAAAGUUGGUUUCGCUUCCGUGGCAAAGGCUGCAGUGGCUCAGGAAAAACGAAUGCAUCUAGAGGAAAACGAUGAAACUUUAUUACAUGACGAGGACAAGAAAGAUGAUAGAACACCUGCUACAUCUGUACAGUCGACGACUCUGGAGGUCGUAGUGGAAAACGACCAAGAAGGAAACUCCUUGGAAAAUGAAGAAGAUAGUAAAACGGAAGAAGAUAAAACUGAAAGUUCCCUUUCAGGACAUCAGGAGAGCAAACAAGCAGAUAAUGUAGAGUCCAUCAAUUUAUAGUUAAUUUUCUAACUAAGUUUUAUAUUGUCAACAGGAUAUUACAAGAUAUUUACAUUCCCAAUGUCUUUACCUUUGAUGUCUUUACCAAUUGAAAUGAGAGUCAUGUCAUCAUGAAUGUGGAGAAUGUGCGUAUGAAUGUUGAUAAAUAUAGUACGAUUGUUCUAACGGCUGGGAAUAUUUCGACAGAAAUGAGAGUUAAAUGUAAAUUUUAAAAAUGAAUUUCAUUUUAAAAAAAAUACAUGAGGGUAUAAACAGGAACGCUUCACACCAGCUUACUUUUCACGACAUAUGCUGGCAUAAAUCAUCGCAUUUCAUGCCCUUGUGUAUUUUCAAAGAUAAAUUCUAUUCUUGUUUGCAUGCACGAAUGCUGUAUGGUUUGGUUUUGUCAUCAUUUCAAAAUUGAUGUGCGCGGGAACGAGUGCUAUUUCAAAUAUUAAGAAAUCGGCUUUCAAAAGUUGCUGGGAAUGGAGUCUUUCAUGAUGUUGUUUUAUCGAUACAAAUGUAAGACAAAUGCCAGUGGAAUCUUUGAAUACACGUAGAAAAAUUUGAUUAUUUCAAGGGUGUAUUGUAUUAUGUUUCGUAAAUAUCUAUUCAAUUUUUGACAACUCGAUCAUUUUUCUUAUCGUCAGAAAAUAUGUACUAGAAACAAAGUUAUGAAAUUACAACUUUGUACAGUAUACAUAUCUUGCGCAUGUUGUUCACCACCAUUUUCUUUAAAAUAGCCAAUACAUGUAGUUAUCAUCGAUAUUUGUUACAGUAUUUGUAAGACUGUUUCCAGAAAUGAAACUUUGUAGACAUGUUUGUAAAUCGAAAUUGAAAAUAAAUAAAAUAUAUUCAUAUACAAAUCAAAUAAACCUAGACAUAUAUGAUUAAUUUAAAGGUACGUAAACAUUAUUGCUAGUACUAUUUUAAAAUUUUCCUUUGAAAAGAUAAUGAUUAUCAUAAAAAUAUGAAAUUAAUAUUUCAAAGAAAGAAAAAGAAAAGAUGUACUUCCUGAUUUUUGGAAUCUAUGGACUGUGAUGUAUUUGACAUCCACAAUGUAAGGGAACAUUUCUGGUAAUUCGCAGUUUGUUUUUGUUGAACAUUAAAAAUGAAAGCGUAAGAAAGAAUACCAUUGUGUUAUCUGUCAUUUAUUAAAUGACUAGAAAAUAAACUUGCAUAUUACAUAA